Messenger RNA from Physella acuta, 2362 nucleotides. Its product is annotated as peroxidase-like. The record is from RefSeq and is a predicted model, not a curated record. Gene Ontology annotation, molecular function: heme binding; peroxidase activity. Gene Ontology annotation, biological process: response to oxidative stress. NCBI's taxonomy places the organism in Eukaryota, Metazoa, Mollusca, Gastropoda, Physidae.
UUUAGUUCGUACGAACUCCCGAGAUCUACACGAGAAUUCGCGAGUGUUGUAUAGAUAAGGUGAGAAAUGGUGAAUUUCUUCUGAAGCUAUGCACCGUGUGAGAUAAAUGUCAGUAUGAUGAACACAGCAGUAUUUGACGUCCAUUGCAAGGUUUGGUGUAGGUAGCUUAUAAAACCGAUCGUAUGAAACAAUGUAUUGGAUAACGCACCUCUGUUCACAAAAAUGUCCAUUCACUACAAAUCGGAAAUGACUUUUGUGCUAUUUUCACUUGACAAAAAGUUUUUUAACGUGGACUAAAAAAACGAAAAAAUCCUUAUUAGUUUGGGCAAAAUACAAUUAUAUUGUUAUAUUGUUGGUUUACCAAAAGAAAGUAAAUAUAUUUAUAGCUAUGGCUGAAUUACGACUGUUUAUUUGGCUGCUUGUUUUCGCACAUGUUUUCAGUGCAGUACAUUCUAAUGACGCUAUGACCAUGUCGAUGGUGGAGAACCGCAGACAAAGACAGUCCUGGUUCGUGUUGGCCUCUACCCACGCUGGCAUGGCCACGGGCAGCUUCAGGGGUCGGCCGUACGCUCUACUCAGGAAGAAAGCGGAAUGGUGUUUCAACUGCACCAGUUACAGGUACCGGAGUAUUGAUGGCAGCUGCAACAACUUCAGGAACCUGGGUGCUUCAUUCACAGCUGUCCCUACGUGGCUUCCCCCUGCCUACUCUGACGGAGAAGAUAGCCCGCGUCAGUUUGGUAAGGAUGGCCUUCCCUUACCCAGUGCACGAAACGUCAGCAAUGUGGCUCACCCAUCCAUCAUAAAGCUGACCAACUACACACUGAUGGUCAUGCAAUGGGGGCAGUACAUCAUACAUGAUCUUUCUGCCAUACCUAUAGCAACAGUCAUGCAAUGGGGGCAGUACAUCAUACAUGACCUGUCGGCCAUACCUAUAGCCACUGAAAUCGACAGCGCUAUAAAAUGUUGUGGACCAAACGGUGGCUAUCCACCAUUUAUUACAAACAGGAAUUGUUUUCCCAUUGAGAUCCCAGAGGAUGAGCAACAUUUCUCUGGCAAAUGUUUGGAGUUCGUCCGGUCCAUUCAAGCCACCAAAGAGUACGGAGCUAAAUUAAGACCCAGGCAACAGAUAAACGUCAUUACCUCCUUCAUGGAUGCUUCUAUGGUGUACGGAUCUAUUUAUAAUCAGUCGAUGGCGCUCAGAGAGGGAGGUUAUCUUAUGAAGACAACAGGUGGAAACUUCCUACCCCAAUCACCAGUACAAAACUGCAUCAAAAAACCAAACUCCAGUGACUUCUGUCAGCUAGCAGGGGACACACGUGUCAACGAACAGCCCGGCCUAGGGGUGCUACACACUCUCUUUAUACGUGAGCACAACAGGAUCGCCAAAAUACUCCGGACACUCAGACCCAAAGACAAGGACGAGAGUAUCUUCCAGCUGACCAGAAAAAUCAUCAUAGCCAUGCAUCAGUUGAUAAACUACAACGAAUAUUUGCCCAUCAUCCUCGGCAAGGAGGCGGUGUCACGUAUGGGUCUACUGUCCAGGGAAGGCCGGACCUUCUACAACCCCAGCAUUAACCCUGCUGUCGCUAAUGAGUUUUCUACUGCAGCCUUCAGGUUUGGGCAUUCAACUAUUCCACAAAGUCUAUGUAUAGGUGAGAAGAUCAAAAGACUGAAAGAUCUAUUGCAUUCACCCACUGAGUGCCUGGUACACUACGACGAGUUGCUGGCUGACCUCUGUGGGGUCGUGGACGAGAGUGUCAGACAACCGCUGAAACAGAGUGACCGCAACUUUGUGGAGGAUGUGACGAAAUUCAUGUUUCAACCAAAGCGAGGCCCCGGCGAGGGCACAGAUCUCGUCUCGUUGAACAUCCAACGAGGGCGAGAUCACGGACUGGCGCCCUACUCGCAGUACAGGGCGUUUUGCGGUCUGCGCCCUCCGAGCAACUUCUCUGAUGUGCAGGUGCUGGGACCAAACAGCAUGGACCUGGCCAAGGUCUACAGGUCUGUGCACGACAUUGACCUAUUUACGGGACUUCUGUAUGAGCCAAUAGAAACUGGGGACGAUGCUAGUGUUGGUCCCACCUUGAAAUGUCUCAUUGGGAUCCAGUUCUUCAACACUAAAUUUGGCGACCGCUUUUUCUUCGACACGUACAAUCAAAACCUAGGGUUUAAUGAUGCUCAGUUAAAGUCACUGAGGAAGAUGAGGCUGGCUAAUGUUAUCUGUAGCAACUCAAAGUUGACAAAUUUAACAGCAGAUGUCUUCAGCUUACCUUCAGAAACAAAUCCUGAGAUUCCAUGUAACCAGAUCAAAGAGCAAAACCUGGACCUGACAUUAUUCGCCUAAAUUAGCAGAACUUUUAAA